This is a messenger RNA of Pygocentrus nattereri (red-bellied piranha), 4733 nucleotides long. It is a transcript of the gene kirrel3a, whose product is annotated as kirre like nephrin family adhesion molecule 3a. Gene Ontology annotation, cellular component: cell-cell junction. Gene Ontology annotation, molecular function: cell adhesion molecule binding. Bases 321 to 2642 code for a protein of 773 amino acids. Gene Ontology annotation, biological process: cell-cell adhesion; synapse assembly. The record is from RefSeq and is a predicted model, not a curated record. The transcript has 16 exons. Lineage: Eukaryota; Metazoa; Chordata; Actinopteri; Characiformes; Serrasalmidae.
AAGACGGAGUGGCGGAGAAAACGCACACAAGUGCAGAGAGACGGGGAGAAGAAGGAGGAGAGGAAGAGCCCGGUCCCUGACAGGGGGCCACGGUGAAGACCCAGUUUGUUUUUUUGUCAGAGAGAUAAGAAACAGCUCGAAGCGCCUCCUCAGAGCAGCUGAAGAGUGGACGAAACUCUAACCGGCUGGCUAACGCUAGUUAUCGUUGUUAGUUCGGUGCCGGUUGAAGCCUCAGCCAAGUCCAGCCCGAGUCCCGUUUACCGCCGAAGAGACUUUUUUUUCCACCGAGCGGCACUCUUUCCCUCCCUCUCAUCCCUACAAUGCUGCCUGGCGUCUUCUUUCUCUCCUGGCUCGUUGGUUUCGGAUUGGGUGCUAUGCUGGUGCAGCAGCCUCAUGAUGUGGUAGUGGUAGCGGGGCAGCCUGUGACUCUACCCUGCGCCAUCACUGGUUACCAUGGCAUGGUGCUGUGGGUGAAGGACGGUCUUGCUCUGGGAGUAAACAGAGAUCUGUCAGGCUAUCCACGCUAUGACGUGAUUGGGGACCACAGUAAAGGGGAGUACCACCUUCUGAUCCAGCGGACCGAACUGGCUGAUGACGGAAGCUUCGAGUGUCAGGGCAUCCAAGCUGCCAUCAGGUCACGACCUGCUCGUCUGACCGUUCUAGUUCCUCCUGACGACCCAGUGAUCAUCGGAGCCCCCGUAGUGAGUCUGAGGGCGGGCGAUCCACUGAACCUGACCUGCCACGCAGACAACGCCAAACCGGCCGCCUCCAUUAUCUGGAUCCGCAAUGGAGAAGUCCUCAACGGAGCCAUGUACUCAAAGACCCUGUUACGGGAUGGCCAGAGGGAGAGUACGGUCAGCACGCUGUACAUCUCACCAUCCAACAUCGAGAGCGGUCAGCGCAUCACCUGCCGCGCCUCCAACAAAGCAGCGCCCAACGGCAAAGAGGCCACCGUCACCAUCGACAUCCAGCAUCUGCCUCUGGUGAACCUCUCGGUGGAGCCUCAGCCGAUCCUGGAAGGAAAUCUGGUCAAAUUCCACUGCUCAGCCAAGGCCAACCCACCGGUCACUCACUACAGGUGGGCGAAAGGCAGCAGCAUGAUCAGAGACGUGCUGGGAGACAGCUACGAGGUGGUGGUGGACCACUCCUUCUUCACCGAGCCCGUCUCCUGCGAGGUGACCAACGCUCUGGGCAGCACCAACAUCAGCCGCAACGUGGACGUCUACUUUGGACCUCGCCUGGCGGCUGAACCGCAGUCGCUGCAGGUGGAUUUGGGCUCUGAUGCUGUCUUCAACUGUGCGUGGACGGGAAAUCCCUCCCUGACCAUUGUGUGGAUGAAACGGGGACACGGAGUGGUGCUUAGCAACGAGAACACCCUGACCCUAAAAGCAGUAAAACAGGAGGAUGCUGGGAAAUAUGUGUGUCGAGCCGUGGUUCCUCGAGUUGGAGUCGGGGAGAAGGAAGUGACCCUCACAGUGAACGGCCCUCCCACUAUCUCCAGCACCCAGACCCAGCAGGCUCUGUACGGCGAGAAGGGCCAGAUCAAGUGCUUCAUCCGCAGCACCCCUCCUCCAGAUCGCAUUGCCUGGUCCUGGAAGGAAACAGUGCUGGAGUCGGGAACGUCAGGGAGGUACACUGUGGAGACGGUCAGCACAGAAGAAGGGGUCAUCUCCACGCUUACCAUGAGCAACAUCGUCCCCGCCGACUUCCAGACCAUUUACAACUGCACGGCGUGGAACAGCUUUGGCUCCGACACGGAGAUCAUUCGUCUAAAGGAACAAGGGUCCCUGCGCUUGGCCGUCAUCAUCGGGGUUGCAGUGGGAGCCUUCCUGGCGCUCAUCGUCCUCAUGGGGACCCUGGGGGCCUUCUGCUGCGCUCGUCUCCAGAGGAAAGACAUGCACCUGGUAAUGUCCUCACUGCCCGUGUCGCUCACUGCCCGCCAGAGAGAACUCUCGAGCACAAUUAAAGCUGAAAAUCUCAAAGGGGUUGUUUCGGCGAAAAACGACAUUCGUGUGGAGAUCGUUCAUAAGGAUCACAACGCGGCCAGAGAGACCGAGGAGCACACAAACAUGAAGCAAAUGAUGAUGGAGCGUGGUGAGUUCCAACAGGAGUCGGUUCUGAAGCAGCUGGAGGUGCUUCAGGAAGAGGAGAAGGAGUUCCAGCACAUUAAGGACCCAACUAAUGGCUACUACAGUGUCAACACCUUCAAGGAGCACAGCACACCGGCCACCAGCCAAGCCACUGAGGUUCGCAACUCUGCCACCGCCACCCUGGGCAAGCAGCGAGUUCCCACUGGAAUGUCCUUCACCAACAUCUAUUCCACGCUGGGCCCCGGGCCCAACCACCGGCUCUACGACUACGGCGGGCGCUUCGUGUUGGGCAUGGGCAGCAGCUCCAUUGAGCUGUGUGAACGCGAGCUCCAGCGAGCGUCCCUCAGCGACUCCAGCUCCUUCCAGGACACGCAGUGCGACAGCAGCGUCAGCAGCUACAGCAGGCCGGACAACGGCUACGCACCCUUCGACAAGGCCAGCAAGGCCUCAGCCUCGGCCUCAGCCUCAUCCUCCUCGCAUCACUCGCAGUCGUCCUCGCAGAACUCGGACCUGACGCGGCCCCUGCAGAAGCGCAUGCAGACCCACGUGUGAGGGCCCGAGGGAACGGGAGGCGAGGGCCGGAGGGCAAACGCUGGACACGGCCAGGAACACGAGGAGAGUCAACGUGCCUCCGCAUGACUCCCGUUUGAGGAAUUACAUGCUCUUUGCGGGGAUGGUAAUGUACAUUUUCUGUCCAAAAGUAUCCAGACACCUGAUCGUCCAGCAUUUCUUCUUGUCUUUGGGAUUUUUACCCAUUUUUCUACCAAAUAAGUGCUUUUAUUUCUGACCUGCUAGCUAGAUCUAACCUUAUUGCAUGAUUACCACCAUCCCUGGAGGGUGAGGGCUUGCACAUGCUUUCUAUAGGAAUCUGCUGCUCGGCACAGCAUCAUAAUGUCCAACAUAAAUAGAGCAUUUGUCCCCCGUUUCAUGCAGCAACAACCUCUUAUCUCCUGGGAAGGCUUUAUACUAGAUGUUGUAACAGUGCUGUGAGGAUUUGAUGGAGCAAUAGCGAGGUCAGGUACUGAUGUUGGCUGAUUAGUUUUGGAUCACAAACAAUACAACUCAUCCCGAAGGUAUUCGAUGGAGCUCCAUCACUCCAGAAAGAAAAGAUUCCACUCUGGCCAGUGUUUUGGACAUAAAAACAAAAGGUGGACUGAAUAGAAGUUCUUCAAUUUGUGGAGGUUUUUCAAACUUAAACAGCUUCCUCACACCUUCACAAAGUUCUGGGGGGGGGGGGGGGGGCUUUUUGGUACCUUCAUUGUUAAGGACAGGUGCUCCCGAGCAUCCCCUUCUACUGUCCAUUCUUUCCCAUGGACAUUACACCCAUGUUGGCAGUGGGUGUGCCUUAAUAAGAUGAAGCCACUAAUUAGAAGAGAGAGGUGUCUGGAUACUUGGGGACAUAGCGUGUAAACGCCUCACAGGACAUGUACUUUUUAAAUAAGCAAUGUGUUUUGUAAGUUACCUGAGCCACCUGUUUCGUGUGGAGAGACUUUUUGCUGAAAGCUAGCGAGCGCUUACUUAAACAUUGUUCAUUGAACGUUUGUUCCAUGACAAUCAGGACUCCUUCAUCCUCACAGUUGCCAUUGACUCUGUCUGAUUUGAUGCACGAGCUUCAUUUCAGGACUUUUGUUUUUGAGAAACAGAACCACUUUCAGGGAGCCAGCAUUUGUCUGAAUCGAGAAAGGGGGGGGCCUUGAGGGUUGUUUCAAUUUUUCAUGAGGAGCUGAACUCCGGGGCCUCAUGAAACUCAGCUGUGAUUCAAAGCACAAAGGUGUCUGUGUAUAUCAGCCACAAGUUCUCCUGGACUGAAAAGAGAAAGUCCUAACCAGGACACAGGGACGAGCCUCUGGAGGACCUCUGAGGAUGCAGAGGCCUUGCAAACAAAAAAUCGGGCCAUGGCCUCGCCAGCGCUCCAUCCACAAAGAGAUUCUGUCCCUGUUUUCAAUGUUUUCACACUAUUGUAAAUUCUCCUCACUUUUUUUAGGUUUGCUUUUGCCAUUUCUUGAAAGUAACGCCAUCUGAAUGCAUCGUGUGCGAUCGUUUUAAUCCAGUUCUUGCAUGACGAAGCAGCAAAAAUGACGUAGAGGCGAUGAAGAAACCUCUUCGUGGCUUCUCAAACAUGGACGGUGUCAUGUUUACACGUUGGAGGAAAGAUUGUGGAUAUCCUACUUAAUGUGAGCUCUCUGAACAGACCUCAAAGCGCUUAACGAAACGAGUGUGUACAGUGAAUCCAAAUACUCUGUCGCUAAACGGCCUCUUUUUUUAUUUCAGCUUACGUCGUUUACACUCAAGCUUGUAAAUCCCGCAUCCCGUGCGAGUCUACUGUGAUUUUGUCUCCAGACGAUGGAGUGGUGGGACUUUUGUUUUAUUUUUUUCCUUCUUUUUGAUAGCUGCUUUCGUUCUGAGACUGAUGUAUGUUUAAGGCCACUGUUUUAAGUGAGCCCAUUCACAAGGCCUGACCGAACCACGUUAAAAAAAAAAAAUCAGUCGGAGUGUCAAGUGCCUCCUUUGGGCAGCUGGAGGGGGACAGUUGUGAGAAACUUCGUCAGUGCAUUAAAAGCAAUCAAAUUAAUCAAAUAACCAUGGUUACGAAAUAAAUGUUCAAUAAAGCAAACGUGUGGAAAAGGUUACGUGAUCACUAAA